This is a messenger RNA of Echinostoma caproni, 3546 nucleotides long. Lineage: Eukaryota; Metazoa; Platyhelminthes; Trematoda; Plagiorchiida; Echinostomatidae. The record is from the annotation of a GenBank genome assembly.
UCUGGUGAACCUUUUUUCUAUGGCUAUCUUUGGAAAGAUUCGAGUACAGUUCACUUGAGGCCUGCAUUGCAAGCGGUCGCAGAUGAUCAUAACGGUAAAAAGGGCGAAAUAUGUGGAAUUGUUCCCCAUGGAUUCAUCGAAGAUGAUCUUCCGUUUAAGAUCGAGGUUCUUGAUAGAAAAACUGGCAUAGCUGAGAUUAAACUGAAGAAGAACUCAAAUAUCCGAUUCGAAGAAGAAUCAACGAUUGGAUUUGAAGUUGAGGCCUAUGACUGCCAAGAACCCCCAAACUUUUCUAAAAGGGUACCAGUCCGGGUGUAUAUUUUAAAUAGACAUGGACCAGUGUUUGAUAGCCUAAGCUAUCAGUUCACUGUGAGUCAGCAUUCUCCCACCGGUACUGUGGUGGGUCAAGUCGCAGCUAUUGCUGAGUUCAAUUCACGCGAGGAUGACAAAGCGACAAAAAUUUGUGAUUACCGAGUCAGUCCGGUAGACGUACCAUUCACUAUUGAUCGAUAUGGUGUGAUACGUGUUGGAACUGGACUGGAAGCGCUCAACGCGAACAAACCUUAUGUGUUUCAAGUGAUUGCAGAGGACUGCCACCGACCUAUCCCUUUGAGUGCUUCAGUGGAUGUACAAGUGACACUUCUUAAACAAGGCUGUCAACAAGGCUGGAAAGGUUUGGCUCCGGACAUCGAGUACCGAGGUACAUCUGAUAGUACUCAUCGUUUGUUCUGGCCCGCAAAACCCGUUUUGGAAACUUGCACACGAGAUUGCCCGGAUCCGACAAUACGAUUGCAACUGGAGCUCAAAUCUGCGGUCGAUGGUAAUCUGAUUCCAACCGCCACUCCACAAGCUUGCUUGCAUGAUCCGGAACAUUUGAACCGACAAAGGAGUCUAUGUAAAACCAAUCCGAGCACCCUGGUCAAUUUACUCCCUAAUCCCGAUCUGGAUCUGGCUACCCAACUUGUCCGGCCUAGUCUGGGUAGCACACCUCGAGUGAUGGCACCGUCACAAACUAUGCGAUUUAGUGCAUCUUCGUUGUCCGUUUGGGAGCUGGAUCCGAAACAUUUGUCCACAGAGUCUGGAAUUAACGCGUUCGAUACUAAUUUCACACUUUCGUUUUGGAUGCGUCGAAAUAUGGGACAGACACUCGGGCCUACUGCAACCCCGGAAGAUCGUGAGGAGACAGUUAUUUGCAGCCAGGAUCAAAAUAUUGCCCGCUGGCGAUUUCUGUCUGUCAGUUUUCGUGGAUGCCAGCUGAUCGUUCGCAUGAUGGCAUCAUUCCGUCCGGGUGCAAGUCUAAUCGAAUCCGAAGCUAGAGGAGCAAGUCAGUGGAUAUUUGAACCGUUGCCAGAACGUUAUUGCUCACCGAAUAUGCAUUCACAAAGCCAGUGGCAUCACUAUGCGAUCACUUUUAGCCGAGCCCCAUGGGCUGCGACCACACAGCUUAUCAGUCUAAUGAUUGAUGGCCAAGAUCCAGGUCUGAACGGUCCGGAUGAAAUUUUAACCACUCCUAUCCCGGCUUACGUUCCGUCAGCACGAAGGGCUGAUCCUAGAAUAACCGUUGGUGCGUGUUUUGAUCCAGAAACUCACCUCACCCGACAACAUUUGAAUGCCGAACUAACCGGAAUGACGCUGCUUUUUGAUGAAGUCGAAUCACCAAGCAUACUCCGCUGCAUGGCCCAGUGCGGUGAAUCAUUGUUCGUACCGAACGUGCUCAAAUACCUACUUGCUGAUAUCAACGUGACAUUGGGAAGUGACGUAAUUACCAUCACUGGACAGAAUAUUUCUCAUGUGACAGAUAUGCUCACUGCAAUAAUGUACAUCCGCCCGCAACCCGGAAUUAGCAACGGAUAUACCACUACUGUGGCACAAUCUCGAAAAUUGGAGCUGAAAACGUGGUACCAGUGUCCCAAUGAGAUGGCUAUUUCUUUGCCAGUCACAGUUAUCAGUUUGAAUGUGCUCCCGGAAGAGCGUGAAGGUGACCACCGAGUUGAAUCUUCGCAUCCUCUGGAUGCAAAUGAUGCUGGGUCUGUAUGGCUUCCGGAGGAUGAAAGCCAAUUCAAUCGACCGUCUGCUGCAGCUGCGGAGAUGGAACGUAAGGCAAAGGAACAACAGUUGAGUCGUUCCACAGUACCGACUCUUCGCAUUUCCGGACCAAAUGUGAUAGUUGCUGAUCCGUCAACCAUAGGACCGGGCAUACCUCUGUUUGCUGAUGUCAAAUUCAAGCUUUGGGACAGAGGUUUGACAAAAGGCUCUGCAGAAACUGUAGCCGCCUCAGUUCCACUGGACAGUUGUAAUAUAUGGCUUGUGUCAUCUGGAGAUCCCAAUCAACCUGUUUUAGGUCCAAGAUUCCACACAGAUCAAGGUGAGCGUAUUGAAUGGCCAGAAGCAAUGAUUCGAAAAAAUGGAUUUUACGGUCGCAAGAAUGAACGCGGAGUAGAACUACAGGGUCGCAAACCAGCUGGAGAGUAUGCUCGACUACUGAGAGAAUUUCGUUACUGGCCACCAUCCACGCUCAGUUCAAAACUAUCGACCAUAUCGCAGUCAAAACGUGCAGAAAAAUCGGAAAAUGAAGUAAACUACAUGGCCAAUGUGGAGCUUGUUUGCACCUUAGAUGCCGGAAAUCAACACACUUCGGAAUUUAUAGUCAAGAUUUUGAUUCCGAACAUGGACAGUAGACCGCAAGAUCGAUUGGAUAAGAAACAAGUGGAUGGGUAUGUCGCACUUUCGGACGGCGUGGAAAGUGUGAACUACGGACAGUCAGAUCGGGAACGGCGUCAGUUAUCCGGCGAUGAAAAGCUUAUCCGUGUCAACCAUGAGGAUGCUGCACCUUCAGACGCUUUGAGCAAACAGAAUCAGUCUAUCCGUCCCGGUAAGGGUCAUAUCGCUGGCAUUGUUAUCAGUUCGUUAAUUAUUGUGAUCGUUUUGGUCGCUGUGGCGUUAUUGUUUGUGUACAAACGGGAUCGUGUACACCGUAAACUAACUCGCGUUGGUCGACGGCCUCGUGUGCCAGAGUUUCCCGCCGAUUUCGGAGGCUCUAGUCUCAAACGCGACCCAACGUUGCGACUUACGGCCAAUCCAGUCGGGGAAAUGGACUACUACGGUAUUGGGACUCUCAGUGAGAAUAUUCAUGGAUCGACUCGAGUACUGGCUCCGAAGCAGUAUAUUUUCUCCCCUCCAACAACAAGAAGAGAAAACAGAAACAGUUGUUCCUCAGGCAGCGCUCAUCUUGCCGGACUUGAAGAAUUCGAUGAAGAAUACACGGGCCCUAUAAGUGAAGGCCCGGCUGAAUCGGACGGAAAUGAUGAUUUGGGUCAAGAUACAAACUCUCAGUUCCAAAAUUACAGUGAAGAUCAAGAAGGGGACGGCGCCAGCGACUUCUCUCCACCGAACGAAUAUGGAGCCGAUAUUUGUGAUUGGAUUGACGAUGACCUGGAAAAUCAGGAGUUGAUGGAGAAUGACCAAAACCAGCCAGAAGAACCCAAAUGGAAUUUGGUCGCAAAAGGUCCGGAGUCCGACUUCGGACCACCUGCCGUUGAUUUAUGA